This is a messenger RNA of Rhodofomes roseus, 1665 nucleotides long. RefSeq lists its product as uncharacterized. Lineage: Eukaryota; Fungi; Basidiomycota; Agaricomycetes; Polyporales; Fomitopsidaceae. The record is from RefSeq and is a predicted model, not a curated record. The transcript has 3 exons. Gene Ontology annotation, molecular function: protein binding. The coding region runs from base 1 to 1665 and encodes 554 amino acids.
AUGGACGCGAAGCACGACGACCAUAAUCGAGAUUCCCCAACUCCCUCAUAUGAAAAACACAAUUCAGGCCAAGAGAAGAAUGUAGUUCCGAUCUCCAUCAAGGUCGCUGAUCCUCCCUUCAACAAUAGAUACGGUGACGCAGACCUAGUCCUUCAAUCCGCAGACGCAGUCAAAUUCUUCGUCCACAAAGUUAUCCUAAGGAUGUCGUCGGAGUUCUUCGCAGAUAUGCUUUCGCUGCCACAGCCACGUCCAUCCACUCCACAAGCCUUGUCCUCUGGUUGUUUGGGUGAGAUCAAUGCUCUCCCCGUCAUCCCUGUCUCAGAAGACGCUUGGAUCCUGCAUGCUCUAUUGCGCAUGUGCUAUCCGCCGGUGGUCAGCAAGCCGACAUUUCUCAUGAUCUGGCAGCUCUCUCCCAUUCUCGCCGCGGCGCAGAAAUAUCAAUUUUCGGAGGUAACAACAACGCUGGCAGAUCAGCUCAGGGCUUUUAGCGCUUCUCAGCCGCUUCAAACCUUCGCUGAAGCUUAUCACAGAGGCUUGGACGAUGUAGCGAGGGUCGCCGCUGCAACUUUCUGCCGCCCAUCGUUCUUGACAUUCGGCGCUGGUUACGUAUCAGUUCCAGACAUGGACACGUAUGUCCCAGAGAUGGACACUGUCCUUGCCUCAUGGUACUUCCGACUGUUGGAGUACCACAACGAUGUCGCGCAAAUAGCUCGGAAGAACAGAAGAUUCCGGGAACAACUGCAAGUGAUGUCCGCCCCGGAGCACGUUACAUUCUGCGCGCCCAAUAAGAUCGGAACGCAGUGCGCGCUUGCAAGGACCUACGACCUCGUUCCUAGGAAAGUACUUGCGCACCCCUUCGCGGACAUAGGGCAUGCAGACACCGUCGUCUGUUCUUCAGACGGGGUGGAGUUCCACGUCAAUCAUGCUUUUCUCAGAUGGUCUUCCCAUACGCUGACGGAGAUGCUCUCCGCGGCCUCUGGGGGGGAGACACCCGAGCCACAAGAUAUUUCCGUGGGCAAUGCCUCGCACGACACCACCCUCCGCCUACCCGAGGAUGGUGAGACGCUGGCCUUACUGCUCCAGCUGUGCUACCCCAUGCCCGACCCCGAAAUCACAGGCGGAUCGCACGAGGACCGCCUGUGCGUUGCAUACCGCCUUCUUGAAGCAGCCUCGAAAUACCGAGUCGCACGAGCGUUGGACUUCGCCAAGCAAAUGAUAUGUACCAUCGGCCUGGUGGAUCGCCCACUGUCGGUGUACUUCGUGGCGUCUGUUUACAACUGGGCGGACGUCAUGAAGCAGGCUGCCUGUCGUGCCAUAUACGAGGCGUCCGAUGUAUACAUCCCGGAGAUGGAGAUAGCGUCGUCUGCGGCCUACCGCAGAUUGCUCGUCUACCGCCAAAAGUGCCGCGACCUCAUCCUUGCUCGGUACCCAAGUCGUAGCCCCGGCUUGUUCUCGAAUUCGAAGGCUGUGGUCCGCGCCCCAUAUUGGAGCAAGAGCAGUUGGUUGAGCGAGCCCGGCGACUACGAGCUGUGGCUAGUCAUGCACCUUCGCAUGAACGAGAAGAUUGCUGCUGGACGUCGAAUUCUAAGACUACGACGAGUUUCGGUUCAGAGUGACUGGAUAGGUUUACACGAAAUCGGAUAUAGUUACCAGAAAGCCCAUUGA